This is a messenger RNA of Vitrella brassicaformis, 1808 nucleotides long. NCBI's taxonomy places the organism in Eukaryota, Vitrellaceae. The record is from the annotation of a GenBank genome assembly.
CUCCUUCUCCACCAUCGAGGUGACAGCGAUCAUGAUACGACAGCCUGCAAUAGAGAAAGUCGGUUCCAUUGAGGCCCUCGAGGUGGGUAUCUGAGACGUAGCUGAAGAUGGGUAACCAUACGUUUUCCGUGUUCGUCUGUCGACCCUUCGUCGUGUGGGUCUCACCUGGAAAUGUAGUCGCCAAAGUUGGUCCCCUGCACUCUGCUGAUUGAGCAGUUCGGCCGUAUUGUUAUGCGCCGGCCGCCGGUGGAUGCGAGAGAGCAGUUUAAGGUGAAUUUUUCGACUUUGUCUCCAUCCUCAACAACGCAGCCCUCCAAUGGAUCACCCUCAACUCCAUAGUCAUUUCUGAUUGAGACAUCGCCAUCAGCCAGCAGAGCUAUAAGGGAAUCAUUUGCCGCUGAGACACAUGAGAAAACACAUCACACAUCUGCUUCACGUGUUUGUCUUGUCGUUGCUUACACCACUGGGGGGACCAACCACUGCUGCCGAAGAGUACGUAAGCACCUGCUUCUCCGUUGCCGUCGCCCGACAUAACACUGUUCAUAAUGGAAUUGGAAGAGAUGAUGAUGUCAGAGACACCAUCCCUUGCAGCCACACAAAGGACGAAGUGCACGCACGGCAGUGGAUUAAUGACGAUGAGGUGAAGGUGUUUGCUGAUCACUUUUUGGUGGAGCGGGAAGCGCACCGACCGGUGUGCCGUCCGAGAGCAUGUGGAAGAAAAUGCUCGGGAAAAGCAGGGCCUGGACCAAAAGGAGCGAGAGAGAAACACGUUGCAGCCCCUUCUCCUUUCCUUUGACGUGUGAGUGGCUGCCUACAUCAGGGUAGAGCAGAGGACAUGUCGUGCCAGGCGACGUGGCCGCGAUGUUUUGCAGGAAGGCCUGCUGGUCCAGGUUGCCGCAAUGGGGCGGUCCCGCGACAGGAGGCCAUAGAUCGGAUUAAGCAGGAACUCCCUCGGGAUCGUCAUCCAACCCAUUGAAGCUGCCUCGUCGUGCAGCUUGGCAGCGAUCUGUGCGCUAUCCGUCUGGAGGACGAAACCAUCGUCGUCAUAGGUUGCUGUUGGACACCCUCCCCAGAACUCAUCACCAGCUCGGCCUCGUCUAGGCUGCCGUCAGAGGCCUCCGAGGCCAGCUCCCAGCUGCCCGCAUGUCUCUCCCCUCCUGCGGCCUGCUCCUCCUCCUGCGGCUGCUGCGCAGGUCCCUGGUCCUCACUCUCCGACGUGACGUCAGCACUUGGCUGUGCAAAGUGCUUCACUUGGACCAGCGGAGACACGUCGGGCUGUCCAUCGUCCCUGGUAGCGUCGGCCAUCAGCCUCUUGGCACAGCUCAGGCACAGCGCCACCGAGCAGCAGGGACAUCGCCAGCGCGCCUUGCGAGUGCAUGUGCUGACAGGGGGGCGGCUGGUGGUGGAGGGCUCUGUCUCCAUAGAUGUCGACGCCGAAACAGCGGUGUGGUGUUCCGUGCGCGUGUGCAUCUUCGUCCGCACGCAAGUCGACGCGUGCUUGCGCAGGUGUGCGCACAAAGUCAUUCAUGAUAUACACGCAUUGGAAGUCGACGCGGCCUUGCGCAGGUGUGCGCACAAGUCGACGCGUGCUUGCGCAGGUGUGCGCACAGAGACAUUCAGGAUAAAUACGCACUGGAAGUCGACGCAUGCUUGCGCAGGUGUGCGCACAGAGGACGCAUGCUUGCGCAGGUGUGCGCACAGAGACCUUCAUGAUAUACACGCACUCGAAGUCGACGCGUGCUUGCGCAGGUGUGCGCACAGAGACAUUCAGGAUAUACACGCACUCCAAGUCGACGCGUGCUUGCGCA